Messenger RNA from Gastrolobium bilobum, 4938 nucleotides. RefSeq lists its product as uncharacterized. Gene Ontology annotation, molecular function: ATP binding; protein serine/threonine kinase activity. Gene Ontology annotation, biological process: mRNA cis splicing, via spliceosome; peptidyl-threonine phosphorylation; peptidyl-serine phosphorylation. The record is from RefSeq and is a predicted model, not a curated record. The coding region runs from base 68 to 3169 and encodes 1033 amino acids. Lineage: Eukaryota; Viridiplantae; Streptophyta; Magnoliopsida; Fabales; Fabaceae. The transcript has 17 exons.
AUAAGCUCCGUGUUCUUCCGAGCACCAAAUCAAAAUCCUAACACUAGCUCUCCAACUGUAUCCGAUCAUGGCCACCGACUACGGCCAUGAUUCCCGUUGCAAGCACCGUCGGUCUUCCUCUCCGGAGGACGCCGACAGAUCCUCGAAGCGCCACCGCCACCACCACGGUCAUGGAAGCAGAAGACGCGACGAAGACAGCGAAUGCGAUGGCGAAACCGUUCCGGUGGUUCCUUCUGCGACUCCCGCCUCGAAUUCUUUCCCGAAUCGUCACGUGCCCGUUGACGAUGAUAUCGAGGAGGGGGAGAUUAUCGAAGAAGAUGAUUGUGAUGUUUGGAAACAGCGGAAGGAAUCUGAUGCUGAGCCUGGUGAUGUUGAGGUGAUCGGAGAUCGAGAUGUUGGAUCUGAUACCGCAAUUCUGAGAUUUUUCACCAGAGAGACUGUGUUGCAUGCUAAAAAUUCAAAAACUAGUCCAGCAUUUGAUGGAACAGAUGGGACAUGCCUUCAAAGUCACGUUGACGAAGGAAUAGAUGAAGAUGAUGGUUCUCCUAAUUAUUCAAGUGCUGACUCUCAAGAUGGAAAGUAUGCUAGAGCUAGAAUAGAUGGUAUGAGCAAUGGGCAUUUGGAUUCUAAAUCUCCUAAAGGGGAUAAGAGGCAUCGUGGAGAACUUGGAUGUUUUAAAGGAUAUGAGAAACUAAAAGGUGAUUAUGAUGGCAAAGAUGUAGAAGUUAAUAGAGGGAAAGUAGAUUAUCAUAGAAAUUCUUCCUCAGAAAGUGGGGAGGAGAAAUAUAGAAUGUCGGGACGUUCACCUUCUCAUGUUAGAUAUAGAAGUCAAUCAAGAUCAAAUGGUUAUAUCAGGGACAGAUCUCGUUCUCGUAGUAUAGUAGAAGAAUAUGCCUGUUCCCAGAGAAGGCUCUCUGAUGAACUAGGUGGCCUUUCAUUUGCUGGCAGACCAAAGAGUGACUAUGAUGUUGAUGAUGAAAGAAUGGUGGCAAGAAGAUGGGAGCAUAGUCAUGGCAGUAGGGAUUUGGUCAUGGACGAGAGAAUGGAACACAGAGCAAGUCGUCACAUUCGGGAGCCCUGGGAUAGGGAUAGGAGUAAGGAAAGACAUGCUGAUAGGGCCUUACCUAGGGAAAAGGAACGAGAGAGGGGCAAAAAUAGGGAGGUUGACUGGGUGUGUACAAGGGAAAAAGAUUGUGAAAGGAGCCAUGAGAGGCAUGGAAGGGAUAUAGAGUAUGAUAAGAGUGGGGAAAAGGAGGAUAAUAGGGAUAGGAGAAGAGAAAAGGAAAGAGAUAGGAGCUGGGAAACAGUGUUGGAGAGGGAUAGGAGAAGGGAGAUGGAAAGAGAUAAAAGUAGGGACAGAAAAAGGGGUUCUGAGAGAGAUAGAGACUGGGAGAGUGAGCGUGAUGAUAAGACUUGGUUGAGGGCUAAAAUUAAGCGGAGGGGGAGGGUGGGGGAGAGGGAGAGGCGAGAUGAUAGAAAUAGGCACAAGCAUAGAGACACUGUGAAUGGUAAGGAUAAGUAUCUGCAUCAUGAGGAUGGUUAUGACAGUUGUGAUAAAUAUAAAAUGCAUUCAAGACAUGAAGAUAUAGAAUACCACCGGGAAAGAAAAAGAAAUUCUGAUGCUGUAAAGGCUUACAGCACUAUUGGCAGUACCUUGGUAGAUGAUAAAAACAAACUAGGGAGAGGCGAGGAUGAACAAGAUUACUUAAAUGAGAAGUUUGCAUUGCAAUUACCUGAUCAAGAAGAGGAAGAUCUCAAUAGGGUCAAAGAGGAGAGUAGAAGGAGAAGGGAAUCAAUCUUAGAGAAAUACAAGAAGCAGCAGCAGCAAGAAGUAAAACAAACUGCAGAAAAUGAAGAAAAAGACAAGCAAGUUGUGGAUAUUCCUCAUGUCAUUCAUGAAGCUUUUGAUGGUAAGAGCAAUGGUGUUGAUGAUGGGGAAACGUCAUUUUCUGUUGGGAAGUCUCCUCCAGAAAAUGGGAAUGUUGCUUCCGAUAAGAUCUCUGUUUCUAGGGGCCUGGGAGAGGGUACGCCUAAGAGUGAGAGAUCAGAUGACAAGUUUUGUGAUGAUAUAUUUGGUGAGACACCAACUGGAGUUCGGAACAUGGGAAAAGGAGAUGGUAUACAGAUUGAGAGGGGUGGUCUACAUGACAAUUGGGAUGAUGCAGAGGGUUAUUAUAGCUAUCGUUUUGGUGAAAUACUUGAUGGCCGAUAUGAAGUCACCGCUGCUCAUGGGAGGGGUGUCUUUUCAACAGUAGUCCGGGCAAAGAAUCUUAAAGCUGGUAACGGAGAGCCCGAGGAUGUAGCUAUAAAAAUUAUUCGUAAUAAUGACACUAUGUACAAGGCUGGUAUGAAUGAGUUAGUCAUAUUAAAGAAAUUAGUAGGUGCUGAUCCAGAUGAUAAGCACCAUUGUGUUCGUUUCCUUUCAAGUUUUAAGUACAGGAAUCACCUUUGUUUAGUUUUUGAAUCUCUCCAUAUGAAUUUGCGUGAGGUUCUAAAGAAGUUUGGUCGCAAUAUUGGCCUUAGGCUAACUGCUGUGAGAGCAUAUGCAAAACAACAACUUAUUGCACUGAAGCAUCUCCGGAACUGUGGUGUUCUCCAUUGUGAUAUAAAACCAGAUAAUAUGUUGGUGAAUGAGGCUAAAAAUGUGUUGAAGCUUUGUGACUUUGGUAAUGCUAUGUUUGCUGGUAAAAAUGAAGUUACACCAUAUCUUGUGAGUCGCUUUUAUCGUGCCCCUGAAAUAAUACUUGGCUUGCCCUACGAUCAUCCAUUGGAUAUGUGGUCUGUAGGUUGUUGUUUGUUUGAACUCUAUACAGGGAAAGUUCUUUUUCCAGGUUCUACAAAUAAUAACAUGCUACGGCUUCACAUGGAAUUGAAGGGUCCUUUUCCGAAGAAGAUGCUACGUAAGGGAGCAUUCAUUGAACAGCAUUUUGAUCAGGACCUGAAUUUUCUUGCUACAGAGGAGGACCCUGUAACGAGAAAGACCAUAAAGCGGAUGAUUGUCAACUUAAAGCCAAAAGAUUUUGGUACAAUCAUUACUGGCUCCCCAGGGGAGGAUCCAAAGAUUUUAGCCAACUUUAAGGAUCUUCUCGAAAAAGUUUUUGUGUUGGAUCCAGACAAGAGGUUGACGGUCUCACAAGCAUUGAAUCACCCAUUCAUCACUGGCAAGUGAACAAUGUUGCUGAUUUUGACUCAGAAUGUUUUUCACUACUAUUUGUAAAUAAUGUUCCAAUUCAUAUUGAGAUUCUAAUCAUUUGGCAUUAUUUAUCUUCUCUGUAUGGCCCAAGCGAUAUCAGCGUUGUUGACCUGUUGAAGGGAAAAAGGGUGAUGUCUGGUCAGAGUAACACUUUAUUGGCGGUUCUUUCAGUGGAAUGUACUGUUUCUAUUGAGACUGCCACUGGUUUGAAGCAUCCCUCCCGUGAUUAGAUGCUUAAAAGGCACCCAGGAGAAGGAAAUUUAUCAAGAUAAGUUUGGAUGGUCUUUUUUGAGUCCUGAGGAAAUUCGAUGGUUGGUGUUGCUCUCCAAGUACAUGAAUUUGAAUUGGAGGUGUUUGGCUGUAUUCUUGAAGCAAAUUCUAAUAUCAGUAUCAGUACCAUCCUUUGGUCCUGCAAUUUUCUGUUUGUAGGCAAGAAAUGCUGCAAGACGGAUAGUUUUGGGUGAGUAUUUAUUUAGACAUUUAAUAGAAGAGAACAUAGAGAAUAAUGAAAUAAAUUUAUUUUAGUGGCGGUUACUUAAAUAUGAAUGGGGGAAAGGGCCUUAAUUGAAUUUCCUUUCAGGAAAUGCUGCCUCUUUUCCCGACCUUUUCCUCCUCUCUUUUCAGAUUUUGACUGACCUCCCUACAGAUCUUGGUGUUUCUAAUUUAAAUUUUGUGCUUUUAACCUCAAUGAACUAGAUUCUUUUCUCCCAUAUUUGUCCUUGUAUCUGUUUCUUUUCAUUUCUGCAAAAAAUUAUGAUAAGAAUAUUUGGCAGUGAUCUCACUUCAAUAAAUAGUUUUCCUGUACAUGGAUCUGAUUCUAGUUUCAUAUGUUAGUUGUGAUAGUUUCUUUGGCUGAUUUGUGGAGUGUUUAGGCUAAUUGAUCCACUGCAUGUGGUAUUUAAAGUGUUUUAACUCAGGAUCCGACUAUCGAUUGUUGAGUGGUUUGUAGGUUGGACCAUGGGAUCAGAUUGAGGUUCGUAAGGUCAUAUAAAUAAUAUGGAAGAGUUAAAAAACAUAUAGCAAAUUAAGUACAAUCCUGAAGACAUAAUCUUACAAUGCAUCAUGAACUUGAGAUGACAUGCCUAAUAAAUAAUCUUUUAUGAGAUUUUUAAAUGAGCAAAUUUUAUGCAUAAAUAAACUCCAGCUUCGAUAAGAUUUAGUCAUGGCUAUGACAAAGGUUUUAAACAUGCAAAUAGAAAUUAAAUAAAAAACUGUAAUCUCAAAUCUAUAUGAAGAGUAUGGAAAAUAAAAAAGGGGAUAAAACAAGUCAAUUGUUCCAGUUCAAAUUGUCCAAAUGUCGCCAUCUGAAUAAGGGAAUGUGAUAAGACCCCUCUGAAGAGGUAAUAUAUAAAGCGCCAUAGAAGAUUAGCUCCUGUGGAUGACGCAGCAUGUGGAUAGAAUAUUCUAGAAUACUCUCUGUCGAGUUGGCUGAGUUGGUUAGAAGAAUUGGUUAAAUAGUUGAAAUGGCAUGUGAGAGGUUAGAUUGGAAAUUGGGACUAUCUUGGGUCUGGAAACCAGAGUGGGAGAGAUCUCUGGAGUCUCUCCAACUGCUCUAGAAAUAUUUUACCUUUCAGAUUAUUUCUUGUAUUUUUCUGUAAAUUUUGUCACUGUUACUGUUACCAAAUACUAUUUUGUACUGUUUACACAUUUCUAUAUCAAGAUCAAACUUCCUUUAGUUCUGUUCAAUCUCUACCUGUGUUGGUUGAUACCUAUCAGAAUGAAACAACAAAAAGGAGGAAGACUCA